This is a messenger RNA of Ceraceosorus guamensis, 2164 nucleotides long. RefSeq lists its product as hypothetical. The record is from RefSeq and is a predicted model, not a curated record. The transcript is spliced from 3 exons. Bases 169 to 1860 code for a protein of 563 amino acids. Lineage: Eukaryota; Fungi; Basidiomycota; Exobasidiomycetes; Ceraceosorales; Ceraceosoraceae.
CCAUCAUCACCUCUGAUCGUCUUAUAACACCUAUACAUCCUUCAACUUCUUCUUCGACUCCCUCCCGUCUCGCCUUAGACUCCAUUCUCGAGGGGUACCUUUGAGCCCUCAAUUCCCAGCGAUUUGCCAUCAGCGUCCAUCAAGCCGCCCCAACGUACAUCCGCAGCCAUGACCGUGCCUAUCUUGCCGGACCCCUUCACUCGCUUACCCGCGGAGGUCAUGCACUGCAUACGCGAGUUUCAUUCGCCACACGGACGCUAUGGGUAUCGCGACAAGGAACACGUGCUGCUCGCUAUUUCCCGAUACUGGUUUCGCAUCGUGAUGGUGGCCAAGUGGCGCCAUCUCGAGGCGCCUGUAAAUAGAGUUCUGGGUCACAUCGAGACUUACAGAACGUUUCCCUGGCUUCAACAAUCAGUCAUGUCGCUGACAGUUGGCGGAAGCUAUCCAUUGGGCAACUUUUCAGGUCAUAUUUGGGCCCACCUUGGCUCGACGAUGGUAGAUCCCGACGUACGGCUCGUGCCCUCUCUGGGCGAUAGAGUGUUUAUGGAUCUAAGGCGUAUCAUGCGCGUGCCGUUUAAUCGCUGUACAUCCCACAUUGAAGAGCCUGAGGAGGACAAGGAAGUAUGGAAGGCGAAUAGGGCGCAGGCGCGGGAAGAAGGAGAUUCGCCACGCGAGUGCGAGAUGUGCCAACGAAUCGACGAGCCCAAUUGGCCUUUUCCAGAGCCGCAAGAUUUCUACGAUGACGACGCUUUCACUGUCGCAGACCUGAUCUGCAGUGACCCAUUCGUCUUCUCAAAUCUUGACGGACCGUACGGACGUGGCGCCGUCCCCGGAAUCAGCAGCUUCAACGACUACUGGAGAGAGGCGGGUGUUCUGAUUGAUCUGGUCAAACCAAAACAUCUCCGACUAGCUGACAGAGCGUCUCCAGUGCCGAAGCCCCUAGCGAGUACCAUUACGGACUUACAUUGUGUCAAGCAUCUAGAAAUACAAGACGUAUACCCAUACUUCUGCAUUCCAGGCAAGCAGAGCUCCCACGCGCCGAGAUGUGAGAGAAAUAGGCUGAUGUCCGGCUCUCUUCGGUCUCUCCCAGCUUACUACACGAAGAUGGUCGCCAAUGUGGAAGAGCUCAGCAUGAGGCUAGACUGGAAUUGCGAUGAAAUGAUCUAUUUCUGGGUCAGCGACCCCAAGCACCGCGAUGAGGAAAAAUCUACAACCCAAAGCUGCCAAAGCGAAGGAGAGGUGAAGGGCGAUAGGGCGUGCUUUCUGAAUGACGACGACGAUGAAAAGCAUGAGGACGAUUUUUCCGAGAAGCGGAAGGGCUGGAGCUCGAUGUCGCUGGGCUUCAUCGCGACAGCCACCGACUCGCUGGGCCGCAAGAUGCUCGCGCGCUCAACAUGGAGUGGUUUCGAGCGCUUCAUAGAUGAUGCGCCUGCAAAUUCGUUGUCAGGUCGACUGCUUGAUCUCAUCGAAUCUGCCACGCAGCUUCGGCGGCUUACUCUACACGGUGAUGGAACAUGCGUAGCUCUGUUGAGCGCUCGUUUGCUCCCGGUCUACGCCACUCUUGAUUCUGUCGACACAUUCAUGACGAAACCUGGAAUUGCGCAAGGGAACAUCGCGGAGUUAAGAAAUGAUGUAGACGCCCACCUUGCGCACACGAUACCUUUGAGCAGCCUACGAGAUGCUUUCUUGGCGCUCGUUCAUGACAGCGAUCCACCACGUGCACUUCGAGAGUCAGACGUUCACGAUGUAGCCGACCAACCCGAAUUCUGGGUCUUGUCAAAGAACUUGCACAGGAUGGCAAGUGCAAUAGUCCAAAAGUUCAACGAGCGCGAGAAGCUUCCGGCCGAUGGGCAUCGCUAAAGGGUAGUCACCAGGUCUCCUAGCCAGCGCGCUGAUCGCCAGUGAAACUUGUUCUUCCUCCGGUUCUCUCCACUGCAAAUUCGACUUCAUCCCUGCUCAACCCUACUUUCAAAAGUCAUUCGCGACUCAUCACAAUCACAAUGCCGGUCUUGUUCAUCAUUGAGGGGUAUGGAUGGAGGGCGGAAGGCUACUGGAUUGUCAAUGCCGACCUGCUAGUCUCGGUUGAGAUGCAUAAUCAACAUAACGCUCUGACGCUAAAGGUCUGCCUUCUACUCCCAGCCUUCAAUGCGAGCCUGACUCUUCA